Oncorhynchus mykiss (rainbow trout) is the source of this 2921-nucleotide messenger RNA. It is a transcript of the gene sv2, whose product is annotated as synaptic vesicle glycoprotein 2. Gene Ontology annotation, biological process: transmembrane transport. The record is from RefSeq and is a predicted model, not a curated record. Gene Ontology annotation, molecular function: transmembrane transporter activity. NCBI's taxonomy places the organism in Eukaryota, Metazoa, Chordata, Actinopteri, Salmoniformes, Salmonidae. Gene Ontology annotation, cellular component: membrane.
GUAGGUUCAGUUCACUCAGAGAGGAAGAGGCGAAGCAAGAGGGGUAACUUAGCCCAAAAUCUGUCUACUCCGGCAUGUGGCGUUUUUCUGCUCACCAAGUGAUUAGUUUUUGUAUGGAGGUCAAUUAGAGUGUCGAAUUUGGUUAACAAAAAGUUGAAUGGUUUAUUUGCUACAUGUGACUUAUUUGAUAUAAUCGAAGUUUUGUAAUGCGUGUAGGCGUGUACUGAUAUACGUAGGACAUGUGACAUUCCGGCAACUUUGAGAAAAAACACCUCAUAUCGGAGUUGUGGGUGUUGUUUCAUUCACGUUUAGCCCUCCCAUUGGCUAGAAUGGUCCCAUGAUCUUGCCUCCUCCGUCUGCCUUCCUUUUUUUUUUUAAGACAUUUAUUUUCAUAGUUAGAGCGGCCACUAGAGUAUCUGUUCAAUAUAAUGGAUAAUUUUUUGGUUCACUCCAUAACUGUGUGGAUAAAUAUGUGGUUCUCUGGUAAUACAGUUACUAUGCAUCAAGAAAGUCUCCACUGACAUGUAGUCUCUACAAAACAAGAGGUCGUACUGGUGCUUUAGCUUGAUGAAACAGCCGGCUAUGUCUCGACAUAUCCAUAUAGAGGCGUCCGGCGAUGAUGCAGCACGAGUGCCACUUCUCACUAGCCACCUGGAGCUAGCUAGCCUCGACUCGGAUGAAGGUGAAGUUAUUUUUGAGAGGUGUAUUGGAGAUAAUGCAAAUGAUGUUCAGAGAAGUACACAAAGAAAACGAACAUGAGGAAGCUGUUGAGGAAGCAGGUUUUGGUUUGUUCCAUGGGCUCCUGUUGGUGGUGUGUGGAUGGGCCAAUGCCAGUGAUGCGGUGGAGAUCCUGUGUGUUUCCUUUCUGCUGCCUACGGCCCGCUGUGACCUCCAUCUCAGCUCCUCAGACAUGGGGUUACUGACGGCCAACAUUUUCCUCGGAAUGAUGAUAGGUGGGUACAUGUGGGGUUACCUGGCUGACCAGAGGGGGCGCCAGAAGGUCUUGGUGAUGUCCCUGACAGUGAACGGAGUGUUUGGAGCGCUGGCCAGCUUUGCCCCAAGGUUCUGGCUCUUCCUUCUACUACGGUUCAUCAGCGGUGUAGGGGUGGGAGGUUCAAUCCCGGUCAUCUUCUCCUACUUUUCUGAGUUUCAGCCCCGGCUGAAGAGGGGGGCAAUGAUAAGUGCUCUGGCCACCUUCUGGAUGGCAGGGAAUAUUCUGGCAGCAGGCCUGGCGUGGUUGGUCAUUCCCCGGACCUGGGUCCGCUUUUCUCUGGGUGGGCUGGACUUCCAGAGCUGGAGGCUGUUUGUGGUGCUGUGCUCUGUCCCCAGCCUCACAUCGGCACUCAUCUUCAGUCUGGCCAUGCCUGAGAGCCCCCGGUUCCUCAUGGAGGCUGGCCGUGAGACAGAAGCCCUACGUGUCUUCUGCAGGAUGUUUGCAAUAAACCACAGAGGCAGUCUCAAGACCUUCUCGAUUUGUGGGCUGCAUAUCCCUUCUGAGAAGAAAGAGAGGGAGACUAGGAGAGGUGGAACACACACUCUGCGCUUUGUCAACCUCAAACAGUGCCUGGCACCAAUAAGACAGCUGUUUGUUGGAGAGUUGGCCUCUAGAAGUGUAUGUCUGGUCAUCAUAUUCUACUGCAUCUCAUUUGGAUACUAUGGGCUGUGGAUGUGGUUCCCAGAGCUUUUCAAGAGAGCAGAGGAUGGAGGCUCACCCUGUGCCAAUGUGUCUCGCUUACAAAGCCAUGACAACCAAAGCUGCUACCCAGUCAAAACGGCAGUAUACAUGGAGGGCUUUGUCACUGCAGCCUCAAACCUACCAGGGAACAUCUUCACCGUUCUCCUAAUGGACGUCAUUGGAGGAAAGGCCCUGCUUUGUUGCAGCCUAUUGUUGUCCAGUGUGAGUGUGUUCCUCAUCUACGAGGUGAAGACGAAAGCACAGAGUCUGCUCAUCUCCUGUGUUUUUAGUGGAGUGUCUGUGGUGGCCUGGAAUUCCUUGGACGUGUUGGGCACUGAGCUCUACCCCACCCAGCUACGGUCCUCCGCUCUGGGCUUCUUCACAGGAAUAGGCAGAGUGGCAGCCAUCAUGGGUAACAUAGUCUUUGGCCAGCUGGUGGAUACCAACUGUGCGAUACCAGUUCUACUUGUGUCUGCUUUGCUGCUGACAGGGGGGAUCACUGCCUUGCGCCUUCCACGCACUAAACAGGCAGAGCUCACCUGAGGCCUCUGUGAAAUGAAGUCCAGAAGACACACUUUUUUUCCCUGCUCAUAGUCCUCGCCAAGGGUUAUUCCCUGAAUCUAGUCUACCUAGAGAUGCCUUUUUCCUAUCAUGACCAAAGAUUGACGUAGAAAAGAUUUUAUAAAACGGAUGUUGUGAAAUGCUGGAUUGCACAAGUGCACUUUGAGAAACCGUGUACCUUAAUGGUUUCUCAAUGAUUAACAAGUCAUUGACCAGAGCUAAUACAGUGAGCUACAAAAGUAUGGGGACAGUGACACAUUUUUUUGUUGUGUAAGUAGUCAAAAGUUGAGUAUUUGAUCACAUAUUCCUAGCAUGCAAUAAUUACAUAAAGCUUCUGAAUCUACAAAGUUGUUGGAUGCAUUUGCUGUUUUGGUGGUUUCAUUCCUAUUGGUCACAAAAUAAUCAAUGGUAAAUAAUGUAUUGUCAUUUUGGAUGAACUUUUAUUGUGAAUAAGAAUAUGUUUCUAAACACUUCUACAUUAAUGUGAAUUAGUGUUGGCAUGGUAUACCGGUACCACAGUAAUAUCACGGUACCAAAACAUCAUGAUACCAACAUUUAUAGAUUAUCGUUUCAUACUAUCACAUUUUUCAGUCCUACCGAUCUAAGGCACCGGCGCCUUUUAUAAAAAUGUGUAUCAAGUCAGUUUUGUUUAUAAAUUCUGUAAAAAAAUAAAUAAAUGCAACUA